This is a messenger RNA of Pelagomonas calceolata, 1068 nucleotides long. Lineage: Eukaryota; Pelagophyceae; Pelagomonadales; Pelagomonadaceae. The record is from the annotation of a GenBank genome assembly.
AUCGUCUCUCAAUCGCCAAUGGACGUCGCAGCAGCGCGCGAGAAGAUGAUAGCCCGCCGCUUCGGUGGGGCGCAGCAAUCUCGUACGGGCGGAAAGGGGUCAUUCCGCCGGAAAAAGAAAACUGUGCACAAAACAGCUACCUCUGACGACAAAAAAUUGGGAAGCACAUUGAAGAAACUAGGAGUAACCAACAUCCCCGCCAUCGAGGAGGUCAACCUGUUUACGUCAGAUGGUAAGGUAAUCCAUUUUUCGAAUCCCAAAGGUGAUGAUUAAACACAUAUAUUUUCACUUACUGGAUGAAUACAGUCCAAGCAUCAAUCGCCGCAAAUACCUAUGUCAUCAGUGGUCCGAAUGAAGCGAAGAGUGAGUACAUUUUAUCUCUGCGUUGUUGAUAAUAAAUGCGCAGAGCUAAGUGAUUUACUGCCGGGUAUAAUGAACCAAUUGGGACCUGAUAAUAUAGAUCAUCUCAAACAGCUUGCUGACAAUCUCUCGAACUCAAACAAAAGUACCAGUAUGGGUGAAGAGCAUGAUGAUGGUGACGAGGACGUCCCCGAUCUUGUUGAGAAUUUCGAGGAUGUUAGCAAAUCUUGAUUAUUUGUCGUGGAAAGCCUCAGCGACGGAAAGGCCACCUAGCUGCCAGUCUAUUAUGUGGCUCUUAUAUGGCUGGUCACCAUCAUGUAUUGCCGUAGAGUAUUGCCGUCAUCGACGCCGUCAUCUACCCGCAAUUCUCGUAGUGUAAAUGGGGCCUAGUAUGGGGCCUUUUGCAUUUUCGAGUUUUACUAGUACUACUAGUAAUUCAAGUUAGAUCCGAGUCUUGGUUUCUGGCUGGCCCGGGUUCUGAGGGUUGGCGUUGAGCCAACGCGAGUCCUAUACGGUAUACCCCAGAAACCCCGUUGAUGAAAUGGAUCUAACACUAAUAUCGGGACCAACGGCACCGACCAGCCUGAGUGCCCUGACCGAGGGGCCCGGCCCGGUCCCGGGGGGCGGGAGGUCCUGAGCGAGUCUAAUCGAUCAGAAAAUUACCGGCUUCUUCGGAUAAGCCUCCUAGUUGCAUGCUGUUGCGAUUGC